Molecule: messenger RNA, 1534 nt
Organism: Eufriesea mexicana
Lineage: Eukaryota; Metazoa; Arthropoda; Insecta; Hymenoptera; Apidae
Gene: gcl
Product: germ cell-less
Exons: 8
Coding region: 45-1493 (482 amino acids)
Biological process (GO): germ cell development
Molecular function (GO): protein binding
Source: RefSeq, a predicted model, not a curated record
UCAAACUGGAAAUUUCUUUUGCCCAUUAAAACACAACUAUAAUAAUGGGAAAUUACGUGAGCAAAAUUGCGUCGAUGUCAAAUAAUGCAGUGCACUCUGUAUACCGAGGUCGUAAACGAAAGUGCAUCGAAGAAGAUGAUUUUGAUUCUGAAUCGGAUUAUAUCGAUCGCACGCUUCAAACUCCAAAAAAGAGAAAAUUGCUGACAACAGCACAGUACAUUUAUAAAACAUUAUUCCAAGAAGAAAAAGGAAGUGAUAUAACUGUGUUUAUGUUGGGUAAAGCAUGGAGAUUACAUAAAGUUUAUAUUAGUCAGAGUCCAUAUUUUGCAAGUAUGUUUUCAGGAUCUUGGAGAGAAGCAAAUGAGACAGUUAUAAGUGUAGAAAUUGCUGAUCCUAACAUCACAUUAGAUUCACUUUUGACAGUUUUUGGUUCCUUCUACCAGGAUGAAGUCAGUUUAGAACCAAAAGAUGUUAUACCAAUUUUAGCUACCUCCACUUUAUUUCAAUUGCAAGGACUAAUUGAUCAAUGUACAGAUAUUAUGAUAGAGACAACAAAUAUAAAGACAGUUGUUCCUUAUUAUAAUGCUGCUGUAUCUUACGGUGUGCCAGUGGUAAAAACAGCAGCAAAAAGGUGGUUAGAAGUUAAUCUCUUAGGAUAUGGAUGGUUACAUCCAACUUUUUUGAAAGAAAUUACACCUGAUUUAAUGGCUGAGUUAAUUGCUAGUCCUGAUUUAAUUGCUAUGCAAACAGAAUUUUGCAUAUAUAUGAUGUUACGUGUAUGGCUUUUCGUGCAUGUACACAAUAAAGAAGAAACACUUCAAAUUGAUGAAUACUUUAGGAAUCAUAAGUGGACGAAACCAUUCCUUACAACAGAAGAAGGCAAAGAAUUCGCAGCACCUUUUGAGGCACUGAGAAUGAAAUAUCUUUUGUUACAUGAUCAAGAUGUGAAAAUUUUAUAUAGCGAUAAUUUAAUACCACAUGAAUGGUUACAUAAUGCAUACAAAGAACAAUGGUUACAUUUAUUAAGAAUAGAUGCGAAUAAAGACCGAGGACCAAAACAGAUGAGCGAGGAAGAAUUCGCUCGUAAAUGUUUCCGUUGUGGAAGAUGCAUCGAAAAAGCUGGCGAGCAUAUUUGGAGAUGGACAGCAUUUCAUUUUGGAUUAGAUUUGGUGGUAUGCUUGGAUAGCACUACUUUAAGAAUUAAGAGGAAUCACAGACUAGACACAGACCAUAUAAAAGCUAAUCAUAGCAAACAUAAUAUCAUUUUAAAAGUAAGCUUAAUUUCACUGGAUGAACAACGUCAAAUAAAACAUAUUCAAAGUUCGGGUAUGCUUAGGUUAUCGCUUCAUAAAAACGAAGAAAAACAGGUGAUGUCUUUGGAUAAACAACUUACUUAUCCUUUGUAUAUAUCAGUCAACAUGCAAGUAGUUACACCAUUUGUAUCAACAGAAGAGGAAAAAUCGGCUGACAGAGUAAUAUUCUCGGAUACUUAGUAUUCUGAAUAUUCAACGUCUUUUAAAGAUUCGAAUUGAAC